AUGGACCAUCGUUUUUCAGGCUUCUCUUACUAUGCUAAAGCCACAUCCCUCACUCCCGAAUACUAUCAGACCCUACUUGACCACUAUUGGAGGCGCUCCGGGACGACCCUCUACCGGCCGGACCAGCUCCACGCGUGCUGUGUUCACUACACUUUGCGGCUGGACUCCACCCAGUUCAAACCCACCCGGGAUCAGCGUCAAACGAUCAACCGCUUCAACAAGUUCCUGACCGGAGAGGCCUACGCAAAGGAAGCGGCCCGUGUCCAUCCGCGGACACGCGAACAGGCAAAGAAGCGGGAUUCCGAAUUCGAUCUCACCGAGAGGGUCCACGAGGCGGAGUACGACUCGCUGCAGGUGCCCCCCGAGCCUGCUCACGUCUUCACCGUCACGCUGGAGCAUGAUGACUUCACCGAGGAGAAGUAUCUCGUGUACGAGAACUACCAACGCGUCGUCCACAAGGAACACGCUGCAGAUAUCACGAGGCGUGGCUUCCAGCGCUUUCUGUGCGAGUCUCCCGUUCAGCGCAGGACAAUCACGACGGACGACGGCAAGGAGCAACGCCUAGGCUCCUUCCACCAAUGCUACCGCUUAGACGGCAGGUUGGUGGCCAUAGGCGUUUUGGAUUUGCUCCCCCACUGCGUCAGUGCCGUGUACUUCCUCUACCAUGAGUCCAUCCACAAGUAUGCCCCAGGAAAGCUGGGCGCCAUUCGCGAGAUUGCUCUGGCACGGGAAGGAGGGUAUCGCUACUGGUACCCUGGCUUCUACAUUCACACGUGUCCCAAGAUGCGAUACAAGAUUGAUUACACGCCACAGUACAUAUUGGACCCAGAGACACUGGCUUGGGAUCUGAUGGACAAGCGAGUUACGGACCUCCUUGACAAGAAGCAGUAUCUGAGCUUAUCCAAGGAGAAGCCCGAUACCCCGGGAAAUGGCGGCCCCAAGGAAGCCAUUGAGAACACAACAGCAGGCGACGAGCUUGCCGGAGAAGACCCUGUGAGCGAGAACGGCGACGACGAUAAAGAUACAUUCCUUUUCAACACUGGCAUGCCGGGCAUCAUGUCGCUGGAUGAGAUACGCUCCCUGGACCAGAUGGACCACCUCAAGCUACGGAUAGACGGCUCCGGCAUGCUCUUCGAGACGGGUGAUCUGGUGGCCUGGCAGCGUCAGGAUGUUGGAUCCAGCGGGUGUUUGAAGGCCGGAAUCGCAGAGUUGGUCGCGGCAUUGGGACCUGAACUAUUGGAUGAUCUCGUGGUGGACUUUUGGAAUCCUCACAUGUAA
Colletotrichum graminicola M1.001 is the source of this 1278-nucleotide messenger RNA. Its product is annotated as arginine-tRNA-protein transferase. Gene Ontology annotation, biological process: protein arginylation. Gene Ontology annotation, cellular component: cytoplasm. Bases 1 to 1278 code for a protein of 425 amino acids. The transcript has a single exon. The record is from RefSeq and is a predicted model, not a curated record. Gene Ontology annotation, molecular function: arginyl-tRNA--protein transferase activity. Lineage: Eukaryota; Fungi; Ascomycota; Sordariomycetes; Glomerellales; Glomerellaceae.